AGUGUGGGUUUACUACCUUACUUGUGUCAGAGAAAUACCAUUUCUAUUCUUAUGAAUUUUUGAAGAGCAUUUAUUUUGAAGUUUUGAUAUUUCAAGAUUUGGGAACGCGGAAAUGUUGGGCAGUUACGCUCUAAACAAAUCAAGCUUCAUACUAAAUAUAAACAAACCUCCUAUUUUGUUGCAUUCUUCACACUCAUCAAGUCACUUUGAAUGACUCCAAUUCAAGAAUUCAAAAGGUUCAGAAAUAUAUGAAUUUAUCUCAGUUGUGAUCUUUUUGUUUUUUUUGUUCACUCAAAAAUUUUCCUUUAGUUUUCCGGCGUCGGAGCUCAUCGGGAUUGAUGAAGUUUUUCAAAGUCUAAUAGUUAAUAAAUAAAAAAAAAGAAAAGAAAUGACUAAAGAUUUUCCAUAAGCACAUGCAGUUAGUAGUUGAAGGAGCCGAAACCCAAAGAAGAAGGAAACACCGUACGUUAAACGUAAAUGAGGAGACAAAAAGGCGUGAUUCUGAAUGUGAUGGUGUCAAUGUUGGAGCCAUUCCUUUCUCCAUGUUGAGGCAACUCAAACUCAACAUUCUAUUUAAAAGUCCAAAGAGUGGAGAAUAGCAGCUACAGAGUUCGAAGUGAAGAAUUCUUGAAUAAAAGAGAUUUCUGCUAUAUAGUCUCAUAACCAAAAUGGCAGUGCUUGAUUUACAUGCAUUCAUGUCAUUGUCUUCUACAAUGCAAUCCCCAUUUAUUGGACAAAAAAUGGGGAUGGGGAACUCAUAUAGCUCAGUUUCUGGUGUUCAAUUAGGAAAUAUCAAACUCUCCGAGAAAAUGCAUAACACUACUAGACGGUUCUUGACUACUUCCGUCCUUGCUGAUGUUACUAAAGAUUUUAUGAAUUUUCAAGCACCAGUGCUAGCAAAACCAGAAGCAGACCCAAAGACUGUUGCCUCUAUCAUAUUAGGUGGUGGAGCUGGAACAAGACUUUUCCCUCUUACUCUCAGAAGGGCUAAACCAGCUGUACCAAUUGGGGGAUGUUAUAGGCUGAUUGAUGUCCCAAUGAGUAAUUGUAUCAAUAGUGGCAUUAACAAAAUUUACAUCCUUACACAAUUCAAUUCUCAAUCCCUUAAUCGCCACAUUGCUCGAACAUAUAAUCCAGGAAAUGGUGUAAACUUCGGUGAUGGGUUUGUUGAGGUAUUAGCUGCUACUCAAACUCCUGGGGAAUCUGGAAAGCAGUGGUUUCAGGGCACAGCAGAUGCUGUAAGACAAUUUAUCUGGUUGUUUGAGGACACUAAGCAUAGAUAUAUUGAGAAUAUUCUAAUAUUAGCGGGUGAUCAUCUCUAUCGAAUGGAUUACAUGGAAUUUCUACAGAAGCACAUUGAUUCUGGUGCUGACAUAUCUGUCUCUUGUCUCCCUGUUGAUGAAAGUCGUGCCUCUGAUUAUGGGUUGAUAAAGAUUGAUGAGGCUGGACAGAUCAGACAAUUUCUUGAGAAGCCCAAGGGUGAAAGUUUGAAAUCUAUGAAAGUAGAUACAACUGCUCUAGGACUAUCAGCUUCAGAUGCAAGGAAGUUUCCAUAUAUUGCAUCAAUGGGUAUCUAUUUGUUCAAGACAGAUGUCCUACUAACACUUCUCAGGUGGCACCAUCCAACUGCCAAUGAUUUUGGAUCAGAAAUUAUUCCAAUGUCUGCGAAAGAUUAUAAUGUUCAGGCAUAUCUAUUCAAUGGCUACUGGGAAGAUAUUGGAACUAUAAAAUCAUUUUUCGAUGCCAACUUGGCCCUAACAGAUCAGCCUCCCAAGUUUCACUUCUUUGAUCCCCUAAAGCCAAUCUUCACAUCUCCCCGGUUUCUACCACCAACUAAAAUAGAGAAAUGUCGGAUCCAAGGUUCCAUCAUUUCAGAUGGAUGCUUUUUAAGGGAGUGCAGUGUUGAACAUUCUAUUGUGGGGAUUCGUUCCAGACUAGAAUAUGGGGUUGAACUGAAGGAUACCAUGAUGAUGGGUUCUGACUAUUACGAAACUGAGGCAGAGAUAGCAUCAUCCUUAGCUGAAGGAAAAGUUCCAAUAGGGGUUGGGAAAAAUACCAAAAUUAUAAAUUGCAUAAUUGACAAGAACGCAAGAAUUGGGGAGAAUGUGGUCAUAGCGAACAAAGAUCAUGUGCAAGAGGCAGUGAGACCAUCUGAGGGAUUCUACAUUAGAUCCGGAAUAACAGUUGUGAUGAAAAAUUCUGUCAUAAAGGACGGGACGAUCAUAUAAAAUUCUUUUUCUUUUUCUUUUUUGAAUUUUUUUCUUAAACAAGCAAGGUAAAAGGGAGCAUUGGAGAUGGAUACUUGUAUAUAUAGGAGAGGGACGUGGUUUUAGGUGGAAUAAGCAGGGAUGGAAUAAAUGGAAACUAGCAAUAAUUUCAA
Molecule: messenger RNA, 2380 nt
Organism: Jatropha curcas
Lineage: Eukaryota; Viridiplantae; Streptophyta; Magnoliopsida; Malpighiales; Euphorbiaceae
Product: glucose-1-phosphate adenylyltransferase large subunit 1
Biological process (GO): glycogen biosynthetic process
Molecular function (GO): glucose-1-phosphate adenylyltransferase activity
Source: RefSeq, a predicted model, not a curated record